Acanthisitta chloris (rifleman) is the source of this 3577-nucleotide messenger RNA. It is a transcript of the gene PITPNM2, whose product is annotated as phosphatidylinositol transfer protein, membrane-associated 2. Gene Ontology annotation, cellular component: cytoplasm. The record is from RefSeq and is a predicted model, not a curated record. Lineage: Eukaryota; Metazoa; Chordata; Aves; Passeriformes; Acanthisittidae. Gene Ontology annotation, biological process: phospholipid transport. Gene Ontology annotation, molecular function: phosphatidylinositol binding; phosphatidylcholine binding; metal ion binding.
UUCCUCUCGCUCCAUCAGGACAGCCACUCCGACAGCUCCCUAUGAAGAAGCUCAAGAGCACAUUGUUUAAAUCAUUCAAGUUUAAAGUUUAAAUAGAUCUCUAAUCCAAUUUGUGUGGAUGCAAUUUCCUUGCAGAAAACAGAUUAUUUCUCUCCAGGCUGCACUGCUUAGCUACCCACCCAAAAGUUAGCAAAGCAGAGGAAUGGUCUGUGUGCUGCUGAGAGGCACAGAGAAAGCUUCCAAUCAGCCUGCUUCCUUCCUAAUUGCAAACUUUCAAACCCAGCUGAUUUUGCACGUCCUACUAACAAUUAUAAAUAGCUGCCAUUCAAAAUAGCAGAAGAGUGAGCCGAGCAGCUUGCUUUAAUGUAACAUCUUGCUGGCAGGUUCUACCAACAGUAAACAAACAGGAUCUGUAAAGCAGUUACACUGACAUCACACCAGCAUCAUCAGGGUUUUGUGUUUUUAAUAUUGCAGCAGUGAAUUUUCAUAGAGAACACAUGAUUCUUCCUCCAGCAAAGAUCAUGUUGGGAACUCUCCGUCUUGUCGGUGUAGCAUAUCGCAUAAGGCUUUCUUGUUUCUUCCAGCAAGUCCCUCACGCCAUAGUAUCUCCGAGUGGAGGAUGCAGAGCAUUGCCAGGGAUUCAGAUGACAGCUCAGAUGAUGAAUUCUUUGAUGCACAUGAGGACUUGUCUGACAAUGAGGAAAUGUUCCCGAAAGAAAUAACCAAAUGGAGUUCCAACGAUCUGAUGGAUAAAAUUGAAACUCCGGAAUGCGAUGAUGUCCAGGGUGACCUGUACCACGAGACAUCAGCAGAGUACCACGUUGGCUCCAGUGUGGAGAGGCUCAGCAUCAUCGAAGAUGAAUCAGUGCAGCCAUUAAUGCAGCCAAGUAAAAUCCAUGUCCUCCUCUUGGUACUCCAUGGAGGGAACAUCCUGGACUCAGGAAGUGGUGACCAGAGCUCUAAGCAAGGGGAUGUCAACACCAUCACCACAGUGUUUGACACAGUGAUGAGGGUACAUUACCCAGCUGCUCUUGGCCACAUUGCCAUCAAGCUAGUCCCUUGCCCAGCCAUCUGCUCCGAAGCCUUUUCCCUGGUGUCCAGCCUCAGCCCAUACAGUUAUGAUGAAGGUUGCCUGUCCAACAGCCAGGAUCACAUUCCCCUUGCUGCUCUCCCUCUGCUAGCAACAUCCUCCCCACAGUACCAAGAAGCAGUAGCCACAGUCAUUGUCAGAGCCAACCAGGCCUACAGUGAGUUCAUCAGAUCCCAGGAGGGCACAUCAUUCAAUGGCCAGGUCUGCUUGGUAGGGGACUGUGUUGGAGGAAUCCUGGGAUUUGAUGCCUUAUGCUACAGCAAUCAGACUGUGUCUGAGAGCCAGAACAGCAGUCGGCGAGGAAGUGUCGUGAGUGUCCAGGUAAUGCUGCUCCCAGUCUAUUGUUCCAGUGGCUCUAAUCUGGAAGCCAGCAGACACCUCAGCAGGAGCAACAUUGAUAUUCCUCGUAGCAAUGGAGAAGAUCCAAAGAAGCAGCUGCCACGGAAAAGGAGUGAUUCAUCAACCUACGAAAUGGACACAAUAAAGCAGCAUCAAGCCUUUCUAUCAAGUUUACAUUCUAGUGUUCUGAGAAACGACCCUGGAUCCAGGAGAUCUAGUAGCUCCACGAUGUUGGAUGGAGGAAAUAUUGGGAAGUUUGACUUUGAGAUCACAGACUUCUUCCUCUUUGGUUCUCCCUUGGGUCUGGUUCUUGCACUGAGAAAAACUGUCAUUCCAGCUCUUGACAUCUUUCAGCUCAGACCAGCCUGUCAGCAGGUCUAUAACCUGUUCCACCCUGCAGACCCAUCUGCCUCUCGCCUUGAGCCUCUUUUGGAGAGGAAGUUCUACCUUUUGCCUCCCUUUAACAUCCCUCGGUACCAGAGGUUCCCGCUGGGUGAUGGCAAUUCUGCUGUUUUGGUUGAGACAAUCCAGAACAAUCCCAUCCUCCUCAUGGAAAGUAGCCCUCUGGGUGCUCUCCAGCACCAGGACAGCUUCAUGGAAACAAGUAUCCCUGUGCCCGUACUGAAUUGGCAAGAUGGGUCCAAUAAAAGUGCUGGUUUUGCUGAGUCAGAUGUUGUUCAGUCUCAUGGUGGCGUCUUCGUGGAAAGCGCGUCCCUGUCCACCCCCAUUUCAGCCCCUCAGUUCAGGGGCUUCCGGAGAGCCAGUGAGAUCAGCAUUGCCAGCCAGGUCUCAGGAAUGGCAGACAGUUUCACUGCUUCCAACAUAGCCAACAUUGCUGCCAAGUGGUGGGGAACCAAACGGAUCGACUACGCCCUGUACUGCCCCGACGCCCUGACGGCUUUCCCGACAGUGGCUCUGCCACACCUCUUCCAUGCAAGCUACUGGGAUUUUCUGCUGAGACAGGUGAUGAGACAUGAGAACUCAAGUGUUUUGGAGCUGGAUGGGAAGGAGGUGUCUGUCUUCACCCCCUCCAAGCCCCGUGAGAAGUGGCUCCGCAAGAGGACACACGUGAAGCUCCGGAACGUCACAGCCAACCACAGGAUAAACGACACCAUUGCUAACGAAGAUGGGCCUCAGACCCUAACUGGGAGGUUUAUGUAUGGUCCAUUAGACAUGGUCACCCUCACAGGAGAAAAGGUGGACAUUCACAUCAUGACCCAACCACCAUCAGGAGAGUGGGUUUACUUUGACACAGAGAUCAGCAACAGCAGUGGCAGAAUUUCCUACGUCAUCCCCGAGAACCGGCGCCUGGGCAUCGGCGUCUACCCCGUCAAGAUGGUGGUCAGGGGUGACCACACGUAUGCAGACAGCUACAUCACGGUCCUGCCGAAGGGGACGGAGUUCGUGGUGUUCAGCAUCGACGGCUCCUUCGCCGCCAGCGUGUCCAUCAUGGGCAGCGACCCCAAAGUCCGCGCCGGAGCGGUGGACGUUGUAAGGCACUGGCAAGACCUCGGCUACCUCAUUAUCUAUGUCACAGGCCGCCCUGACAUGCAGAAGCAGAGGGUGGUGGCAUGGUUAGCACAGCACAACUUCCCCCACGGGAUCGUCUCCUUCUGCGAUGGGCUCGUUCACGACCCUCUGCGGCACAAGGCCAACUUCCUCAAGUCCCUCAUCACGGAUCUCCACAUGAGGAUCCACGCGGCGUACGGAUCCACUAAGGACAUCUCUGUGUACAGCUCCAUCAGCCUCCCACCCACACACAUUUACAUCGUCGGCCGACCCACCAAGAAGCUGCAGAGCCAGUGUCAGUUCAUCACGGAGGGUUACGCAGCCCACCUGGCCCAGCUGGAGUACAACCACCGCGCGCGCCCCGCCAAGAACACCACGCGCAUGGCGCUGCGCAAGGGCAGCUUUGGGCUGCCCAGCCAGACCGAGUUCCUGCGCAAGAGGAACCACCUGCUGCGAACCAUUUCCUCCCAACCUUCAGCCAGCGGCACCAGCUACCGGCCCGAGCGCACGCAGAGCCAGUCUGACAGCGACAAGGACAGGGAGAGGGAGCGCAGCCAAAGAAGCAUGAGCAUCGCCACGGGGUGCUGGGGCCGGAGUGCGGCGUCCCGGCUGGAGUCUGGCCUCUUGGGGCAGAAAUAG